AUGACUACAACUACCAGCCAAUUGGGAGGAGAUGAUAUGAUGCAGUGUUUGGAUAAUGAGAGAGAUGCUCUCCUUCUUUUCAAAGCUCCCCUUCAAGACCCCAAUGGUCAUCUCUCUACAUGGAGAGUUGACCAACAUGACUGCUGUAAAUGGAGUGGAGUCGCAUGGCUUCAUAUUGACUCCUAUGGUCUUGUAGGUGAGAUAAGCCAAUCGUUGCUUAACUUAACCUACUUGAAUCAUCUUGAUCUUUCCAGAAAUUCUUUUCAUGGAACCAUUCCCACCUUCAUUGGUUCCUUGAGAGAAUUAAUCUUUCUUGACCUUUCCUAUAACUCUCUUUAUGGAACCAUUCCUCCAGAGUUUGGAAACCUCACCAACUUGCAACGCCUUUAUCUUGGAUCCAAGGGAGAAUUCAGAGUUGAAAAUCUAGAGUGGUUGUUUCAACUCAAUCAUUUGGAGGAACUUGAUAUGGAUGGGAUUUCCCUAGCCAAACAAAAUCAUUGGGUAGAUGUAAUUCUUAGUCUCAAGAAACUCUCAUCUAUAAGUUUAGAUGGAUGUGAGCUCUCACAUGUUGUGUAUCCAUAUUCUUCUUCAAUUCUUAACUCUUCUUCAUCUAUUGAAUCCCUUUUUCUUGGAAACAACAAUCUCACCUCAUCCAUGUAUCGUUGGUUACUCCCGUUAACAGGAAAUAAGCUUCGUUUUCUUGAUCUCUCUAGCAACAUGUUAGAUGUGAUGCCCAAAAAUCUUGGUAUUAAUCUUUGUAGUUUGGAAAUUUUGAGUCUCGACAACAACUCUUUAGUGGUUGAAUUUCCUGAUUUUCUCAACAACUUGUCUGGAUGCGUAUCACUUUCAUUAAAAAUGUUGUAUGCUCUAAGAAACCAAUUUUCAGGGUCAUUGUCCAGCGAGAUCCAAAAGUUUUCAUCCAUAACAUAUUUGGACCUAUCUAAUAAUCAUUUAAAUGGAAGUAUAAGUGAGAAACUGUGGGAACUACCUAGGCUUGAAACUCUUGACUUGUCUUUUAAUAAUCUUAGAGUUCCUUCCACAUAUCACUUGUCAAACCUUUCUUAUGUAAAGUAUAUUGAUCUGAGCUCUUGUAAGCUGCUAGGGCCUCACUUCCCCAUGUGGAUUCAGACACUAAAAAAUCUUACAUUUCUUGAUCUUUCCAAUACUGGAAUUUCAGACAUAGUUCCUAUGGAGUUUUGGGACAUAGGGCCUUCUCAAUUACAACAUCUGAAUCUCUCUUCCAACAAUAUUAGCGGGAAAGUACCAGAUUUAUCAUCAAAUUUUGCCCAGAGUUCAGUGAUUGAUUUGAGUUCCAACAGAUUCUAUGGUCCAAUACCAAAUGUUCCUUCCGCUUUAUCAACAUUAAACCUUUCCAGAAACAAAUUCUCUGGAGGGAUCGCCUUUAUAUGCCAAAUUGUUGAUGGGUUGUUAGAAUUUCUUGACCUCUCUCAUAACUCAUUAACCGGGCAACUCCCAGAUUGUUUGUGGCUUUUCAAAGAACUACAAGUUCUUAAUCUCGGACACAACCAUCUCUUUGGAAGGCUUCCUCCCUCUAUUGGAAAUUUGAUACAACUCAAGAUGUUGUAUUUAUACAAGAACAACUUCUCUGGAGAAUUGCCUUUUUCUUUAAAAAACUGCAUGAGUUUAAAGUCAUUGAAUUUAGGGGCCAAUAAGUUUUUUGGUAAUGUGCCUGUCUGGAUUGGGGAAAGAUUCUCAGAGUUGUAUGUUCUUAUCUUAAAAUCAAACAAAAUCUCUGGAACAAUCCCUUUAGAGUUAUGUCAGUUAGAUAAUCUUCAAAUUCUAGACAUGUCAAGCAACAAUCUCCAUGGAACUAUUCCCUCAUGUUUGAGUAAUCUUACAGGCAUGGUUCAACAAGGGUUUUCACAAGAUGUACAACUUUAUACAAGAUAUGAACAAGAGACAUAUGUUGACCAUGCAAUGAUUCAGUGGCAAGGAAAUGAACAUGAAUUCAUUAGCACUCUUAAACAGUUGAAGAACAUUGACUUGUCAAGCAACAAUCUAACAGGUCGAAUCCCAAAUGAAAUUACCAAUCUUUAUGACUUGAUUGUCUUGAACUUGUCAAAGAACGUUCUAUUUGGAGAGAUUCCACAGAAAAUUGGUGAGAUGAAAAAUCUUUUGACUUUGGAUUUAUCUAGAAACAGUUUUUCUGGGAGGAUACCAUCAAGCAUGUCUGAGAUGAGUUUACUGAAUGACCUAGACGUGUCAUUUAAUAACUUGUCAGGGAGAAUCCCAAUUAGCACUCAAUUCCAUACCUUUCCACCUUCAAGAUUUAAUGGAAACACGUGUCUAUGUGGACCUCCUCUUACCGAAAAAUGUUAUGGAGACAAAGAACCAGAAGCACCACGUCUUAUUGGUAAAAGUGAGGGUGAUGGGGAAGACACAGAUGAUGAACUCAUGGGAUGGUUUUAUAUUGGUGGGGGGACUGGUUUUGCUACUGGAUUUUGGAUAGCGUGUUCGGUUUUGCUUUUAAAUCAACGAGGGAGACAUGCUUUUUUUCGGUUUUAUGAUAAUGUAAAAGAUUGGGUUUAUGUAAAGGUGGUGGUGUUCAUUCAGAAUUUGCAAAAGUAG
This is a messenger RNA of Lactuca saligna, 2589 nucleotides long. The record is from the annotation of a GenBank genome assembly. Lineage: Eukaryota; Viridiplantae; Streptophyta; Magnoliopsida; Asterales; Asteraceae.